Talaromyces amestolkiae is the source of this 1275-nucleotide messenger RNA. RefSeq lists its product as uncharacterized. NCBI's taxonomy places the organism in Eukaryota, Fungi, Ascomycota, Eurotiomycetes, Eurotiales, Trichocomaceae. The record is from RefSeq and is a predicted model, not a curated record. Bases 1 to 1275 code for a protein of 424 amino acids. The transcript has 2 exons.
AUGGCUAUUCGGCGGGCUGGCUUUGAUUCUUCACAAGAAGAAGAGAAGAUGCUCAACAUCCUAUUGCAGGAUCCUGACACUAUGCAUCGCAAUGACUCACGAACCCCAUUCUUGGCCCAAGCGUUGGCAGCACUGCUGGCUAGCGUCUCGCCACUGUUGGAAUCGCUGAAUCUCUGUUUUAUCGGCAUGGAACACCCGAAGCUCUUGAGACAAAACAGACAAUCAGAUGGUGCUCCAUUUCCAGAAACGGACUAUUUCUUUAAACACUUUCUUGACCGUGUCAAUAGUGGCUCSCAGAAGACUAUGCCAUUCCUAGAAAAUCUUCGUAAGGUUCGGUUUCUUGUCGAUGCUGAGGAAAAUAUCUGGGAGUGGUUCUAUUAUCAGCCCCAUGACCUUUACGGCAGCGUGAAUCUGGUGCGUCGACUGCCCGGAGUAGAAUCCGUUCAAUUUGACGGCAUUUUCGAGGAGGAGAAUGUCAGUGUGAUACCCCCGCCCAGGUCAGCAAAUUACACCAAGAUUACUAUUCGAAAUUCCAAUAUGGAUUUACAUCACCUGGUGAGGAUCAUCGAGUCGGCUAGGCGGCUUGAAGAAUUUACUUAUGCGGUUGGUGGCCGAGCCUCGAGAGAUGGUGUUGGGUUGAUCAAAUUCUUCAGUCUGGAACACGUCCUUCGGGCCCUCCUCUUGCAUGGUGAAUCCCUACUACAUCUAGAUUUGGAUAUGGAAGGAGACAUUUCUUUGACCCAGAUAUUCCAACCAUAUGACUUCGAUGAUGACGAUCCGCCCCCAAGUUCCGACCCUGCUUAUCAUCAUGAGUGGGCAGAAGAACUCCAAACGCUCGAAACAGAUGAACAUCCAGUCUAUGAUUGGUCGUCACCGUGUACGCUUCGUGGGCUUCCAAAAUUGAAGAAUUUGAGCCUCGGUAUUCACCUCCUAUACUAUUUGGCUCGAGGAAUUGGCGGCGAUCAGGUGGAGGAGGAAGAGGCAUCAUUUGCAAUUGUAGAUCAUCUCCCACCAAAUAUCGAAUCGCUCUGUAUCUAUGGAUACGAGAAAGGUAUGAAACCCUACAUACAGGGUCUACCGCUCGAUGUGUUUGAUAGGCAGUUGGAGAAAUUGCUCGCUGAAAAGGACACGAAACUGCCACGAUUGACAUACAUCGAGGGCAUUGAUGAGUUGAUUGUGAAUGCAUUCACGGUGGCACAGCCUCAUCACGAUCAUGAAGAUCUAUGGGAGAGGGGCACGGAUGAUAAUUGGACCAAUCAUGAGUAUGACUGUUAG